UUGGCCUGAACACCGGACACUCUCGCUCAAUUGUACUGAAGUUCUGCUUCGGGAAGCUGCCUCGGGACACGAAAAAUGGAAUGCGGGUUCAUGUACCCGGUACCCGAUGAGAAGGACAUGAUGAGUCUCCUCCGCGGAGACCUGGAGCUCGUGAAAAACUUCGCGAUGAGCGCGAUACUCCAUUGUGUCAACGCAAGGAGGUUCUGUUACUACAUCGGAAACUCAGCCCAAGCUUUUGAAAAUCUCAUACCCUUCGACGAUUGUUCUCUCAGACCGGAGUUGAAUGACUUUUUGGUGUCCAAGAACUCAGAAUCAUCGGAAGACCUCGUGGGUAUAAUUCGAGAAAUCCCGGAGAAGCUGAGCCCUGCGCUGAUCAUUGUUGAGGUCCCAGAGAAUCGCACUCCGUAUGGACUCGUAAAUCUUUUCGGGUAUGCCCAAGAUCUUCAACUUAAGCUCAAAUGCGCUGUUCUGAUUCUUGUUGAGGAUACGGAGAGUUGUGCUGUGAUCAGUGAGCGAUUACUGAAAUUUUACAAGCUCAAGGUAUUCGAUGUGUUCCGGUGGGGCCUGCGGAGCGGAAGUGAAGAAACCAUCAGAUCUUUUGUUGAGUGUGAUGGACGUCUCCUUGAAAGGCGAAUUCACAAAUAA
This is a messenger RNA of Galendromus occidentalis (western predatory mite), 645 nucleotides long. RefSeq lists its product as uncharacterized. The record is from RefSeq and is a predicted model, not a curated record. The transcript has 3 exons. The coding region runs from base 76 to 645 and encodes 189 amino acids. NCBI's taxonomy places the organism in Eukaryota, Metazoa, Arthropoda, Arachnida, Mesostigmata, Phytoseiidae.